Exophiala viscosa is the source of this 753-nucleotide messenger RNA. Its product is annotated as ClpP/crotonase-like domain-containing protein. Gene Ontology annotation, biological process: fatty acid beta-oxidation. Gene Ontology annotation, cellular component: mitochondrion. The coding region runs from base 1 to 753 and encodes 250 amino acids. The transcript has 2 exons. The record is from RefSeq and is a predicted model, not a curated record. Lineage: Eukaryota; Fungi; Ascomycota; Eurotiomycetes; Chaetothyriales; Herpotrichiellaceae. Gene Ontology annotation, molecular function: enoyl-CoA hydratase activity.
AUGAACUCCAUACCCUAUGAAUUGCACUGGCAAUUAGAUGCUCUCUGGUCGUGGUUUGACGAUGAGCCGUCUCUGCGCGUUGCUAUUAUCACCGGCGCCGGGACAAAGUCCUUCUGCGCUGGCUCCGACCUCAUCGAGAUCGACAAGGUCAAUACUGCCAAACAAUCCGGCCAAGCUGACGCCGAGCCAUGGAAACAUAGUCAUCCGAAAUCCGGCUUUGCAGGUCUGAGUCGACGAGACGGCCGAAAGCCGAUCAUCGCAGCUGUCAAUGGCUUUGCUCUAGGUGGUGGGAUGGAGAUUGUACUGAAUUGCGACAUGGUAAUUGCUUCUCCCACUGCAUCGUUCGGUCUGCCGGAAGCCCAACGAGGACUGUAUGCUAGUGGUGGCGGGCUUCCUCGCCUGCUCCGUACUGUCGGCCUCCCUGUUGCUAGCGAUAUGGCGUUGACUGGACGGCUGUUCAGUGUUGAGGAGGCUCGAGAAUGUCAUUUGAUCAACCGGAUAGCGGCGUCGGCAGAGUCUCUGCUCAGUGAGGCAGUAGAGAUCGCUGAUAGCAUUGCAGCAAUUUCUCCUGGUGCAAUCGUCGUGACGAGAGCGGCGUUGAGGGAGGCGUGGGAAACUGCUAGCGUAGAGCGAGCGUUCCAACUCACGCACGAGAGGUAUGAUUCAAAGCUGAUGAAAGGCUUCAAUGCAAAGGAGGGUCUGGCAGCGUUCAAAGAGAAAAGAUCGCCGCGGUGGCAGGGGUCGAAGUUAUGA